AUGCCUUCUGUCAUCUCUCGUUCCGAAUGCCUCGACUUGAACGAUAUUCUAGGCGUCAAGACCUUGCCUGGAUGCCACAACAUCAAGCAUACUCUCAAGCGUGAUGAUGCUUUCAACACGACCUCUGCGAUCGGAGACGAAGAAGUCAAGCAUCGAUCCUCCUGGCUAAUGCCACGCAUUGCUCGUCGCAUGACGAAAAACUCUCCACACCAUGUUUCCAAGUGGCGUUCGGAAGUCUUUGUUGAUGACUCGGAUUGUUCAAGACUUCGUGCUCUUCUUACCGAGAAGAUGGGAUCUCCUGCGGAGGCCGAAGAACAUCUUCCUAGUGCUUGUAAGCGAUUGUAA
Molecule: messenger RNA, 345 nt
Organism: Cylindrotheca closterium
Lineage: Eukaryota; Bacillariophyta; Bacillariophyceae; Bacillariales; Bacillariaceae
Source: the annotation of a GenBank genome assembly